AUGUCCGCCGACGAUAAGCAAUACAUCUCGUAUAACAACGUCCAUCAAUUAUGUCAAGUGUCCGCUGAGAGAAUCAAGAAUUUCAAGCCUGAUUUAAUUAUAGCAAUUGGUGGUGGAGGGUUCAUCCCAGCUAGAAUCUUGCGUACCUUUUUAAAGGAACCAGGUGUUCCAACCAUUAGAAUUUUUGCUAUCAUCCUUUCUCUUUAUGAAGAUAUAAAUACUGUUGGUUCUGAAAAGGAAGAAGUCGGUGUCACCGUCAAGAGAACACAAUGGAUUGACUAUGAACAAUGUAAAUUGGAUUUAGUUGGUAAGAACGUGUUAAUUGUUGAUGAAGUCGAUGAUACACGUACUACACUUCACUAUGCAUUAAGUGAAUUGGAAAAGGAUGCUGCUGAACAAGCUAAAGCCAAGGGUAUUGAUUUAGUAAAGAACCCAGAAAUGGAAACCAAGUUCGGUAUCUUUGUUCUACAUGACAAAUUAAAGCCAAAGAAGGCCGAUUUACCAGCUGAAAUUGUCAAUGAUAAGAACCGUUAUUUUGCUGCGAAGACAGUACCCGACAAAUGGUAUGCUUACCCAUGGGAAUCUACGGAUAUUGUAUACCAUACCAAGAUGGCCAUUGAACAAGGCAACGAUAUCUUUACUGAAUAA
Messenger RNA from Naumovozyma dairenensis CBS 421, 648 nucleotides. RefSeq names its product hypoxanthine phosphoribosyltransferase (gene HPT1). Gene Ontology annotation, biological process: hypoxanthine metabolic process; IMP salvage; GMP salvage. Lineage: Eukaryota; Fungi; Ascomycota; Saccharomycetes; Saccharomycetales; Saccharomycetaceae. Gene Ontology annotation, molecular function: hypoxanthine phosphoribosyltransferase activity. The record is from RefSeq and is a predicted model, not a curated record. Bases 1 to 648 code for a protein of 215 amino acids. Gene Ontology annotation, cellular component: cytoplasm. The transcript has a single exon.